Phytophthora nicotianae INRA-310 is the source of this 453-nucleotide messenger RNA. RefSeq lists its product as hypothetical. The record is from RefSeq and is a predicted model, not a curated record. The transcript has 4 exons. NCBI's taxonomy places the organism in Eukaryota, Oomycota, Peronosporomycetes, Peronosporales, Peronosporaceae. Bases 1 to 453 code for a protein of 150 amino acids.
AUGGUGAGCAGUGCCUCGGCAGCUGCUUGUCGGGGCGGGGACGCAGGCAGUGAUGCGCAAGCUGGAUCUGCUGUGCCAGUGCGAACAAGUCAACGACAGGCAGCCAAGCAUGUGGCUACGCUAAAAAGUGUUGAAGCUGCUAUUGAUACGAUGGCUCUGCCUUUGCUGCUCGAGGAUGGAGCGUCUUCUUCUGUGCUUGGAAGCGCAGAUUGUCGUCGCAGCGGACCAUUUUGUGACGGAGGAAGUAACAACAGUGGCGACGGUAGCAGGCGUAGUGUGAUCAGGACCCAGAUGAUUGCACGGGCAGCUCACGGACGUGGGGGCAAGGUGGCCAAGUCGCAGCAUCGCCGUGAGGUUUAUGAACUCCGUGUUCGCCAAGCUGCUCAUGCGUGCAAGCUCAAGAAGAGCAAAAAAACCAAGAGUUUCAAGUCACGCCCAACUGCUCGCGCGUAA